Etheostoma spectabile (orangethroat darter) is the source of this 704-nucleotide messenger RNA. RefSeq names its product rho guanine nucleotide exchange factor 2. Gene Ontology annotation, cellular component: ruffle membrane; cytoskeleton. The record is from RefSeq and is a predicted model, not a curated record. Gene Ontology annotation, biological process: positive regulation of neuron differentiation; actin filament organization; regulation of Rho protein signal transduction. Gene Ontology annotation, molecular function: microtubule binding. Lineage: Eukaryota; Metazoa; Chordata; Actinopteri; Perciformes; Percidae.
GAAGUGCGUCAGCGGUUGGUCAGUCUGAGCACGCAGCUCCACGCCCUGCAGGCGGCUGUGAUUCGUCAGGAUUCCAUCCUGGAGUUGUCCUUCACAGCAGGCCCCGCCCCCUCGCUCCCCGAAGGCCCUGCCCCCGGCCCCCGCCUCAGCCGCUCACUGUCGCGGGACGCGGGGAUGGACGCUGGCGGCGAGGCGCUGCUGCUGCGACGGCAGGUGGAGCUGCUGCAGCAGGAAGUGACACGGCUGCGGCUGAGGGGGGAGGACCCAACCAGAGACGGGGCGGAUCCAGUGACAAAGAGGAGGGGCAAUGGGGAGAUCAGUGAUGUCAUCAAGGGAGAACAGCAGGUGAACAGGAGGCGAGGCAGCAGGGAGUUGGAGUCCCGCCCCCUUGCUCCAUUGGCCAGUCAGGAUCCCGUCGACCAAUUAGACGGUGUUCAGGAAGGAAAUGAGGAGGAGGAAGUGACUAGGAUCUCUCCUCGCUCUGACAGUCCCAGAGACCUGCAGGACAUCCCAGAGGAGAGCGAGAGUUAACGAAACAGGAAGUAGAAGCAUCACAUCUGCUGGAGCCCUGCCCAUAGGGUCACCACACUACAUUACCCACAAUGCCUUUGGAUAUCAACAGAUAAACUGUAUUUAAAGUAGUGAAAGAAAAACAUUUCAUAGGUUUUUAAUUUGUGUUUCUGUCUUUUAAGAAACCAAAAAAA